This is a messenger RNA of Didymodactylos carnosus, 1203 nucleotides long. NCBI's taxonomy places the organism in Eukaryota, Metazoa, Rotifera, Eurotatoria, Philodinida, Philodinidae. The record is from the annotation of a GenBank genome assembly.
AUGGUUAUAACUGAAACAACACCAGGUCUUAAUACAACUUUGUUGACGUCCUCGACAACUAUCUCGACAGCUUGUACGUUUGGUGCUUCGCAGAACUAUGCAAGUGGUACUUCUCUUCUUGAUCUGGGCACACCAGUUUUUACGAUAUCAAGCGAUUUUAAUGGUGACUCUUAUAGCGAUAUUGCUGUGGCAAAUGUUGCGGGAUCCUUUGCUAUUCUACUGAAUGACCAGACUGGAGGAUUUCCAUCGUACGGGAUGAAAUAUUCGACUGGUUCAACGCUAGUAUCAAAACCAAAUUCGCUUACGGCAGAAGACUUUGACAAGGAUGGUGAUAUGGAUAUAGCCAUUGCAGAUCUACUCAGUCAAAAAGUGUCACUUUUCAAAAAUGGCGGAAGUGGGACAUUUACAGCUUAUCCAACCUCGCCAGCUUAUACAACUGCAAUUGGAACAACGUCGAUCGUUGCUGCCUUGUUAAACAGUGAUAGUUAUCCUGAUUUGGCAGUUAUCAAUCCCGUUGGUGUCGCCUUUACCACCGGUACUGUUGGUGUUUUCAUUAACAAAGCCGAUGGGACUGGGGCAUUCAAUCAACAAGUGGAAUAUCAAGUUGGCACUUUACCCUACGCGGUAAUUGCAGCUGAUAUAAAUAACGACCAGAAACUCGAUUUGAUCGUGACAAAUGUGAACGUACUUACGGGUUCGAUUGGUGUGCUUUUGGGCGAUGGUACAGGUGCAUUUGGAAUACAGACGCAAUAUUCAGUUGGUUCAAUUCCGCAUUAUGUGACAGCUAAUGAUUUUAAUGGUGACGGUUAUCUGGAUUUGGCAGCUGCGAACACAGGCGGUUCAGGCUCUAUAACCGUCUUGCUAAACAAAGGCGACGGAACAUUUACGUCUGGAGUUGACUAUCCGAUCUUGGCAGCGCCUCAACAGGUAAUCUCAGGCGACUUUAACGCCGAUGGUUAUGUAGAUCUGGCCGUUAUAAGUACUGCACCUAUAAGUAUUCCCCCUACUACUCAAGUUGUUGGUAUACUUGCCGGAAAUGGUGAUGGGACAUUUCAGGGACAAGUAACGUCUGUAAUCGGCAUUACGCCAGGAUCAAUUUCACUAACAAAAGCUGACUUCAACAAAGACGGUAAAGUAGAUGUAGCUACGACAGCUGCCGAUCCGUUGGCACCUGGUGUAGACGUCAUGCUGGGCCAAUGCUGA